Molecule: messenger RNA, 895 nt
Organism: Actinia tenebrosa (Australian red waratah sea anemone)
Lineage: Eukaryota; Metazoa; Cnidaria; Anthozoa; Actiniaria; Actiniidae
Source: RefSeq, a predicted model, not a curated record
CAUGGGUGUAUUCAUGGAUCCAUAUGUUUUAACAGAGUCGUGGCAGUUGAAUCAAGAAGAGAGAAUCUGCUUCGAGGUAGAGAUGGUCGCGAUGGAAUGCCAGGAAAACCAGGCAAGGAUGGUCAUGAUGGUAAAGACGGUCGGGAUGGUAAAGAUGGAUCACCAGGCCCGCGUGGCUUGAAAGGAGAGACAGGACAUCAAGGUGUGAGAGGCCCACCAGGACAAAACAGUAGUGGAGUACAGUACGUAAGAUGGGGAAGAACCACCUGCCCUUACAAUGCUACUCUUCUUUACAAAGGUCGUGUUGGAGGGGAACAUUAUGGCAAUAAAGGUGGAGGAGCAAACUACGUGUGCCUCCCUGAGACUCCCAAAUAUGGAAGAUACGAAGAUGGCAACCAGGAGGCUGGGUACAUGUACGGUACAGAAUACCAAGUCAGCACUUACAACCCAUUCACUAAAAGCAACCUUCAUGAUCACGAGGCCCCAUGUGCUGUGUGUUACGUUACAACACGAAGCACCGAGAUGAUGAUCCCUGCUACUUACGAGUGUCCCGCGGGAUGGACAAGAGAGUACAAUGGAUACCUGAUGUCUGACUAUCAUAAUCAUGCUCAUGCCACGCAAUUUAUUUGUGUCGAUGAAAAUGCGGAGGCUGUUCCUGGAACGAGUGCCAAUCUCAAUGGUGCCCUGUUGUAUCCUGUGGAAGGAAGGUGUGGAGCUCUACCUUGUCAUCCAUAUGUUGAUGGAAGAGAACUGACAUGCGCAGUGUGUACCAAAUAGUUCCUAAAAUCAGUCAACUGCUCCUUUUUCUGGAUGCUGUAUUUCACGAGUGCAUCAUCACAGACAAUUACACUUAAUGUUAAUGUUAGGCAAAAUAAUAAAAACCCUUAAAUAAACA